This is a messenger RNA of Hypomesus transpacificus, 3727 nucleotides long. It is a transcript of the gene ap1g2, whose product is annotated as adaptor related protein complex 1 subunit gamma 2. The record is from RefSeq and is a predicted model, not a curated record. The coding region runs from base 218 to 2620 and encodes 800 amino acids. Gene Ontology annotation, molecular function: clathrin-cargo adaptor activity. The transcript is spliced from 22 exons. Gene Ontology annotation, cellular component: Golgi apparatus; AP-1 adaptor complex; membrane coat. Lineage: Eukaryota; Metazoa; Chordata; Actinopteri; Osmeriformes; Osmeridae. Gene Ontology annotation, biological process: Golgi to vacuole transport; receptor-mediated endocytosis; intracellular protein transport.
AUUUGCGGAAGUGAUGCUGCCAUUAUGGUCCUCAAGCUAGAGGUCCACGUACAGUAGAAUUUCAACCAAAGGAUAGACGCCGAGUAGUUGUAGUGCCCCGCUGAAAUUGACACAUCCUUACAAUUUAAAGACAAAAAGGGCGGUUGUGAGUGCUGUUGUGUCCACUUCCCAAGUCUCUCUCUCUCAGCCUCUGUCCCUCUCAGACGCAUACAGAGCUAUGUCGCCAUCAGUGCGUCUGCAGGAGAUGAUCCGUGUGAUCCGAGGAGCCCGGACACAGGGAGAGGAGCGGGGCGUGAUACAGAGAGAGUGUGCCGCCAUCCGAGCACAGUUUAGACAAGCAGACAAUGGGGGCCGCUCUCACAACCUCGCAAAACUCCUGUACGUGCACAUGCUGGGCUACCCAGCCCACUUUGGUCAGAUGGAGUGUGUCCGCUUGAUUGCCAGUCCCCGUUAUAAUGAGAAGCGUGUGGGUUACCUGGGUGCUAUGAUGCUCCUUGAUGAGAAGCAGGACGCAAGUCUGCUAAUCACAAAUUCCAUCAAGAAUGACCUGUCCCACAGCAGCCAGUAUGUCCAGUCCUUGGCCCUGUGCACGCUGGCCUGUAUGGGCUCAGCUGAGAUGUGUCGAGACCUGGCCCCGGAGAUCGACCGGCUCCUCAGAGCCUCCAACUCCUACAUCAAGAAGAAGGCGGCUCUUUGUGCUGUUCACAUAGUGAGAAAAGUACCCGAACUAGGAGAGCUGUUCACUCCCGCGGCGCGAUCCCUGCUGUCGGAGAAGAACCAUGGUGUGUUGCACGGAGCUGUGAUCCUGAUCACGGAGCUGUGUGAACGGAACCCAGAGACCCUGGAGCAGUUCCGGAAGGUGGUACCAGAGUUGGUUCAGAUCAUGAAAGGCCUGGUGAUGUCGGGAUACUCUCCAGAACACAACGUCGCUGGGAUCAGUGACCCUUUCCUGCAGGUGCGCAUUCUUAGACUUCUGAGGAUCCUGGGUCGAAAUAAUGACCUGGCCAGUGAUGCCAUGAACGACCUCCUGGCCCAGGUGGCCACCAACACAGACAGCAGUAAGACUGCAGGCAGUGCUGUGCUGUAUGAAACUGUCCUCACAGUCAUGGAUAUCAAGUCUGAAAGUGGCCUUCGGGUUCUAGCUGUCAACAUCCUGGGACGGUUUCUCUUGAAUAACGACAGGAACAUUCGAUACAUUUCCAUGACCUCACUCCAGAAGAUAGUGCAGACGGACCACAAUGCAGUUCAGCGCCACAGGGGAACCAUAGUGGAUUGCCUGAAGGACCAGGAUGCUUCUGUGAAACGCCGGGCGUUGGAGCUAUCUCUAGCCCUGGUGUCAGCUGUCAACAUCCGCUCUUUGAUGAAGGAGCUGCUCCUCUUCCUCUCCAGCUGUCCCCCUGAGCUCAGAGCCCACACCGCCUCUGGCAUCUUCAAUGCUGCUGAGAGGUAUUCCCCCUCCCAGCGCUGGCACAUUGACACCAUCCUGCAUGUCCUCACCACGGCAGGGGGUGACGUAAGGGACGAGACAGUUCCCAAUCUGAUCCAGCUAAUCACCACGGCUACGGAGCUACACUGCUACACUGUUCACAAGCUGUACCGAGCUCUCAUCACAGAUAUCUCACAGCAAUCCCUGGUGCAGGUGGCGUGUUGGUGCAUUGGAGAGUAUGGAGACUUGCUUUUAAGAGGGGAGUGUGAAGAAACAGAACCAGUUCAGGUGACAGAGGAUGAUGUCCUGGACGCCUUGGAAACGGUACUACAAUCACACAUGUCGGCCGCGGCAACCAGGGGCUUCGCUCUGACCGCCACCAUGAAACUAAGCACACGCAUCACACAGAACGUUGAUCGGAUCAGGAGCAUCGUCAGCAUAUAUGGAAGCUGUAUAGACGUGGAGCUCCAGCAGAGGGCAGUAGAGUACAAUGCUCUGUUCAAGAAAUACGACCAUAUGAGGGCAGCUGUUUUGGAGAGGAUGCCAGUGAUUGACAAGAACUCACCUGGUCAUACCAACGGAGAGUCAACCGAGGGGACCAUCAAAGAGAGGGAGUCGAUCAAACUCAAGCAGGGGGAAGCAGUGUUGAUUCAGGAGCCGACCAACCAGGUGUGUGAUUUGCUGGACUUGCUGGGUGGUACUGACACCCUUCCCCAGGCCAGUCCAGCACUCUCCAGCACUGCACCAGACUCGGUCAACAACAGUGCCGGCGUUGGGGGAGAUUUAUUGGACCUGCUGGGAGGACUGGACCUGAUGAAUGACAAACUGGACCCCGCACCAGCGCCUAGUGUCAUGGUGUACGAUAAGAAUGGUGUGACCCUGAAACUACAGUGUGACAAACCGACAGGCACAGGACUAACUGUAACCCUCACUGCCACCAAUGCCACUGACAAUGACAUCUCUGGCUUCAGCCUACAGGCAGCCGUGCCCAAGAGUGUCCAGUUACAGAUGAAGGCUCCCAGUGGGGAUGCCCUCCCUGCUCGAGGCUCAGGACAGGUCACUCAGACUGUGCUUCUCAACAACCCGAACAAGGUCAGUCUAAAGAUGAGAGUCCGUGUGUCCUACUCUAGUCAAGGCUCCGUCUUUCAAGACACAGUGCAGAUUGACUCCUUCCCCGGUCCUGCCUGGAACUGACAGCUGUCAAUCAACUGUGACAUAAAAGCAUGUCAAUGAAAUGAUCGUCCACCGGCUUGGUAUCUGACAGAUAUCAGUCAUUGACAGAGGGAGGGGAGGGGAGGGGGGGUGGGUCUCUGUCAAACAAUCCUUCUCUACACUACAACUUGAUGAUGACCUGUCAAUCCAAGUUGAUGUUUUUCAAAAGAUUCUAAAUCUGUUCUGUCUAAACGGCUGACUUUCAUCUACCAGUGAAUCUGUCAGUUUGGCAAGGAAUUGAUAUACAGUGACUUCUCAGAGACUAGGUACCUUCAUGGUCAGCUGAACCCAGUGUACUGUAUAGUAUUUAUCCUGGUCGGUUGGAUAAAUGUCAUUACAACUAUGUUUGGUCGGGACUAGGCAGAAAUACUGAAUUUGUUCUGGGAAUUGUGCAAUCAUAUGUGUUCCCAAGCUCUCUAACUGGUUGCUUACUACUAUAAAAGGUUCACUUAAUCAUAUUUGAGUAUUGAGGGACAGGCUGGGGGGUUCACUUCAGGAUCCCAUACCUUACCCUACCCAUGUGGAUCACGGUUACAGUUACUGCUGGUCAAUAAGAGUCACAUUAUCAGCAUUCCCAAACACUACGCCUUAUCUGCGGUUGUGAUGAUUUGUUCUGCUCUUCUGUCUGAAGGGUGCUCUAACAUCACCGCCGCAUCAAUUUAGAAGCAUUUUAUUGGUCACAAUGCAACUCACACUCAUUCUAGCCCAUGUGCACACUGUGGAACGCUUUUAGCGUCACUGAAAAGUUUGAAAAAGUGAACACUUCCCAUUGAGGGUUUAAGAAUGGCAACAUGACCUUGCCUGCCUUCUAUUGGUGUGCUCUUGUUCUCCCUUUCUUUUCCUACCUCUUCUUCACCUUUCAGCUGCUUGUGUCUCCCUGUGCCUGACAUCUCAGGAGCUGAGGUAUGACAAUGUAAUAUGUGCAUUAUCAACUUUAUUUUGAGGUGAAAGUUGUUUUAUUUGUGAAUAUUGUGCUCCUAAAACCCCUAUUUUAAUGACACCUGCAAAUCUUAUCAGUCUUGACUUGUGUUAUUCCCUUAAAACAACAUCAUGGCAAGCAGUAAAUAAAGUUUUGUUUCGUUUCUCUCA